Messenger RNA from Schistocerca serialis cubense, 1137 nucleotides. RefSeq names its product serine/threonine-protein phosphatase 6 regulatory ankyrin repeat subunit A-like. The transcript is spliced from 3 exons. The record is from RefSeq and is a predicted model, not a curated record. Gene Ontology annotation, molecular function: protein binding. Bases 85 to 1137 code for a protein of 350 amino acids. Gene Ontology annotation, cellular component: cytoplasm. Gene Ontology annotation, biological process: innate immune response. NCBI's taxonomy places the organism in Eukaryota, Metazoa, Arthropoda, Insecta, Orthoptera, Acrididae.
CGAGGCGUGGCAAGCAGCUAGUGGCGUGUCUCAUCUCGAACCAGCAGCGGGUGUAAAUAAAUAUACACAACAGAAUCAUCAGGAAUGGAGUCCACUCAGGAAUUUAAGGAGACCACAACUGUGAACCUGGGCGCCCUCCUAGACGCGGGGGACGGAGCCGUGGUGAUUCUGGCGGCGGGCGACGCCCGUCUCGUGGUGCACAGGGCCGUGCUGGCCGAUAGGAGUCCCGUGUUCGCCGCGAUGUUCCGGCACGAGACGCUGGAGGCCAGUAGCGGCCUGGUCACGAUACCAGACGUGGAGGGCCCUGUGCUGCGCCAGCUGGUCGCCUACCUCUACACCCUGCAGGCCCCCCAGCUGCCCGGCAUGGCCGCCCAGCUACUGGCAGCCGCAGAAAAGUACGGCUUGCUGGUGCUGAAGGCUCACUGCGAGCGCCAGGUGGCCGCGCAGCUGUCAGUCGAGAAUGCGGCGACCACAGCCGUUCUCGCAGUCAGGCACUCCGGGGCCAGCCUCACAAAGGCCGCCGUUAACUUCAUGAAGGCCCACCUGGUUCCAGUGAUGGCGACGCAGGGCUGGGCUGACGCAGUCCGCUCCCAGCCAGAAGACGUGGUCCAAGUCAGUCGGCUGCUCUCAGAGCUACCAGCAGAAACCAGGAGCCUUUCUGCAAAAGAGAAGGACAGGAGACUAAUCAAGGCAGCUAAGCAGGGGACCGUGGAUGAUGUGCGGACGCUGCUCGCAGCAGGGGCCGAUGUGGGGGCGAGAGAAGAGGACGGCACCAGGAGAACCGCCCUGCAUUAUGCAGCAGCAGAGGGACACGUCGAGGCUGCGAGGUGUUUGGUAGAGGCUGGCGCAGAAAUGAGUGCCAGGACGUCCCGUGGGAACACGCCUCUGCACAGGGCUGCCUGGAACGGCCACGCAGCAGUGGUGCGGCUGCUGACGGCGUCCUCUGCCGACCCCAACGCUUGGAGUGAGGGUGGGUGGACUCCACUGCACGAUGCGGCGUUCAAUGGCCAGGAGCAGGCAGCGACUGCACUGCUGCAGGCAGGGGCCGACCGGAGAGCCAGAAAUAAUGAAGGCAAGACGGCACUCGACCUCGCCAGGGAGAAGAAUCAUCACCAGCUGAUAGACAUCCUAAGAUGA